This is a messenger RNA of Castor canadensis (American beaver), 1626 nucleotides long. It is a transcript of the gene Cd300lb, whose product is annotated as CD300 molecule like family member b. Gene Ontology annotation, cellular component: plasma membrane. The record is from RefSeq and is a predicted model, not a curated record. Gene Ontology annotation, molecular function: transmembrane signaling receptor activity. NCBI's taxonomy places the organism in Eukaryota, Metazoa, Chordata, Mammalia, Rodentia, Castoridae.
ACAAGCAGGAGGGGCGAGCUGGGCUCAAGCAGUUCUUCAAGAGUUCACCUUGUGAACCUGCAUUUGCAGAGGGACAAGGAGCCAAGAGGCAGGACCAUGUGGCUGUCCCCAGCUCUGCUCCUUCUCAGCCUCACAAGCUGUUUCUCCAUCCAUGGCCCAGAGUCUGUGAGAGGUCCAGAGCAGGGAUCAGUGACCGUGCACUGUCACUAUAAGCCAAGAUGGAAGACCAACAGUAAAUGGUGGUGUCGAGGAGCGUACUGGAAGACAUGCAGGAUCCUCAUUCAAACUAGUGGAUCAGAGCAAGAAGAGAAGAGUGGCCGCGUGUCCAUCAGGGACAAUCAGAGAGACCAUUCAUUCAAGGUGACCAUGGAGAGGCUCAGGCAAGAUGACACAGACACUUACUGGUGUGGAAUUGAGAAAAUUGGAACUGACCUUGGGAUACGCAUUAAAGUGACCGUCGACCCAGUGGGAACAGAUACCACGUCUUACAAACCACAUGCCAGGACAAACGUAGACAGCAACAUGGAGGUAUCCUUUGGCUCCUACAAGAGGACUCACUACAUUCUCCUGGUGUUUGUGAAGGUGCCUAUUUUGCUCAUCUUGGCUGGUGCUGUCCUCUGGUUGAAGGGCAUCUCAGAAGGUCCCCAAGGAGCGACAGAAAUAGCCAGCUGUAGGAAUUUGAACCCUGAAUUUCUGACCAAAGACAUAGCUCCUUAGACAGAUGGAUGGGCAGAGACUUUCCACCCUGGACCAUGUUUCCAGAAGAGAUCCAAGCUAUGGAAGAAACACCCCUGAGUCCUCAGGGUCCAGUGACCGAGGCUAGGGCCUCUGUGGCUGGUGGGCACACUCCCAACAAAACAGCUCGGGGACGCAGCUCAGGUCCCUCCCAAAGCAGCAUCAGCCUGCAGUGCAAACCCCUUGCUCCGAGUCUUCAGGUAGUGGAUACCUUAUCCCAUCCAGUCCCACCCCACUGGGGUGGACUCAGGGUCAGGGCCCCUGGGAUGGAGCCCAGUUUUCAGGUGGCUAGGUAUCCCUGCUAGGACAGAUGCACAGAGAAAGAGGCAGAGGGGAUCUGCUCCACACCCUCCUCUCUUGAGCUCCUGAGACACAAGUUUUUAAAAUCAUUUUCAUUUGGGUUUUGAUGGCUUGUGGCCUGAAUCCUUGACCAAGGAUUAUCUGCCCUGGGGGGCAGUGGUGGAUCUUGGGUGAGUUCCUGGUUCUGGGGUGUUCCCUCUACCAGGAGGACAUGGCUCUGAAUGUGACUUGCUGAAGAGGUCCCAGGGCCCAGCCCAGAACUUGGUUUCCUCUUUCUCCACCCUGGCCCCCACCAGCUCCCUGCCUGCCUCCACCUCCCAGGCACUGGGACUUCCUGGGGCUACAGUGUGGAGUGGGGCCUGGGCUUCUCCCCAAGACCCUGCUGAGCCUGAAGGGCCACUUCAAAAUGGUGUUGGAAGUGGGGACAGCAAUGACAACUAUCUCAGGGAAAUGAUGUCUUCUCUUUUAAAUGAUAUUUUAAAAUAAACUCAACAAUUUAAAAUGCUGAGGGAAAUGCUUGUGUCUCAAAUGUCUCACCACAGCAACAAUGCCUAAGCCUGUCCUUAACCCUAACCCUAACCAAACCCUAAC